AUGGGGUUGUUGGUAAUUUUCACUGCGCUUAUUGGUAUUAUUAUUUCAUCAGUUGAUAGUCAACAUGCUCCAAACUGUGCUGAUGGGAGACAUGUAAUAGUUCAUUUGUUCGAAUGGAAAUGGACCGACAUUGCUCAGGAGUGCGAGAGAUUCCUUGGGCCCAAGGGUUUCUGUGGCGUACAGAUUUCCCCGCCAAAUGAACAUAGGGUGAUAUCUGACCCAUGGCGUCCAUGGUGGCAACGUUAUCAACCGGUCAGUUACAAACUGGUCAGCCGUAGUGGCGACGAAUCCGAGUUUAGAGACAUGGUAGAACGAUGCAACAAUGUAGAUGUUAGAAUAUACGCCGACGUAGUUGUUAACCACAUGGCUCGAGCUGGAUACCAAGGCCAGGGGAGCGCUGGUAGUGAUUUCAAUUCUAAUUCGCUAAACUUCACCGGCGUUCCAUAUGGCCCCAACGACUUCAACUGUUGUUGGUGUUCAAUGUGCGUUACUGCCAGCUGCAGUAUUGAGAGUUACGUAGAUGCAAACCAAGUGAGAAACUGUCGCCUCGAUCGUCUAACUGACCUGGCUUUGGGCAAUGAUUACGUCCGUGGAAAGGUUACUGAAUACUUAAACAAGCUUAUCGACAUUGGCGUUGCUGGGUUCAGAGUGGAUGCAGCAAAACAUAUGUGGCCGGGGGAUAUGGAAAUUGUCUUCAGCAGAUUGAAUAAACUGAAUUCACAAUGGUGGCCUGCUGGUACUCAACCGUUCAUUACUUCAGAAGUUAUCUACAUCAGUGGAAGUAAUGAGCCCAUAAGAGGCAGUGACUAUACGUAUCUUGGGCGUGUUACAGAAUUCAACUAUGGGGGGCAUUUAGGACGAGCUUUCAGAAAGCAGUACCCAUUAAGGAACUUGAUAACUUUUGGAGAGACCUGGGGGAUGCUGCAGUCUGAAAAUUCCUUAGUGUUUAUUGAUAAUCACGAUAACCAGAGGGGGCAUGGUGCAGGUGGUAAGGACAUUUUGAGCUUUUAUUUUCCCAAAUGGUAUAACAUGGCAGUAGCUUUUAUGUUAGCUCAUCCUUUCGGUUUUACACGCCUCAUGAGCAGUUACAGAUGGGAUGGAGGUCCGUACUCAAACGACUGGAUUGGUCCGCCAUCACAUAGUGACGGAUCAACUAAAGAUGUACCAAUCAACGCAGAUGGGACAUGUGGUGAUGAUUGGGUGUGUGAACAUAGAUGGCGUCAAAUUACAAACAUGGUGUACUUUAGAAAUGUUGUUACCGGAACUGGUAUAGAGCAUUGGUGGGACAAUGGGAAUCACCAGAUUGCGUUUAGUCGUGGUGACAGGGGUUUCAUUGCAUUCAAUAAUGAUGACUCACCGAUGAACGUCUACAUCAGAGUUAGCCUACCUCCGGGCCAGUAUUGUGAUAUCAUCAGUGGUGGUCCAACUGUGACUGGUUGUUCCGGAACAAUUGUGACUGUUGGAGAUGAUGGCAACGUUCAUGUUGACCUCAGUAAUUCUUUAGAGGAUCCUAUGAUAGCCAUUCAUACUUAUGCCCGACCAGGCAGCGGAGGUGGAAGCACGGUAGCGCCCCCAACAUCUGGACCCACGACGCCACCCCCGACUCGACCCCCGGGAGCAGGUGACUUCCAAAGAACUGUGGUUUUUCUCAAAGCCUCAACAGUGCCAGGGCAAAAUGUUUUUAUCAGGGGAGGUAUUAGCCAUGGCUAUAGAGAUGGUUGUACAAAUGACGUUAUGACAAGUGCGUGCGCACUCACCAUUCAACACAAUUAUCUUGGUAAUUCUAGUCACUAUACAGCCUAUAAUGCUUGGAAAACAGGAGACAACUAUCUGGACUGGUAUGGCGCAGAGAGUGGUCAAGGUAAAUACCUAAAUGAAGUUGCCAGUGGUACACCGGAAGUCUGGACAACUGACAAUCCAAACAACAAUGGUUAUCAGCCAAUUAAUGUGUACGGCGAGCAUUAUUGGAUGACCGAUUUCAACAUGGAUUGUUCUGAAUCAGAAAAUGGAUGGUUUGAGCUGAAGGGUUUCGUUACCAAUUAUUCAUCUGGUUGGGAGACUAAUAUAUCUCAGGACGCCGUGUGUACUGGGAGCGUUGGCGGAAACACCCCGUAUUCGAGUACCAAUCACUUAGCAAGAUGCGGUUAUAUCAACGUCUUUGAGUUCAAUGAUAACGCUUGUAGGAUAGAUUCCUUCAAUGCUUGAUAUGUACAGUAUAUGGAAUACACAAAAUGUUUACAGCUAACUGG
Molecule: messenger RNA, 2249 nt
Organism: Owenia fusiformis
Lineage: Eukaryota; Metazoa; Annelida; Polychaeta; Sabellida; Oweniidae
Source: the annotation of a GenBank genome assembly